AUGGCGCUCAGUCUACUUCCUCUAAUGCUCUUGCUGAUUUCAAACAUCCGCCCUGCACACACUCAAGGGCAAGAGGCUUCAGAGGAACAGAUCAAGGCACCUAAACCUCGUCUGACUGUUCAGCCUGAACCAUCACAGAUAUUCAGAGGAGAGACUGUCACUCUCACAUGUGACAUACAGGGGGAAGAUUGGACAUACACAUGGCAGUGUGGAGAUGAACAGCACAACUCUGGGGAGAAAGAGUUCAAGAUCACUGUACAGCUCAAACAGUCAUGCAAGUGUAAAGGCUGCAGAGAAUCAUUCUGCUCUGAAUGGAGUGAUGUUGUGACUCUGAGUGUUUUGGACAAGCCCAAAUUAACUGUAAAGCCCCAGAGUUCAGUGUUCACUGGAGACACAGUUACUCUCAUCUGUGAUGAGGGACGAUCAACUGGACGGACAAUUUACUGGUUCAAAAACUUUCAGAGAAUAAAAGCUGGUUCUGAAACAGAAACACUGAGAAAAGUGAGAGUCUCUGAUGGAGGAAGAUAUGCGUGUACUGUAGAAAAAAAGACCACACAAAGCCAAGGAGUCGUGCUAACAGUAGGAGAGAGACCCAAGCCUGUAGUGCGUGUCCAGCCUGAUGGACGUGUGUUCAGAGGACAGACGGUCACUCUCACAUGUGACAUACAGGAGACAGACGUCACCAGCUGGAGCUACAGCUGGAAUAAAGAUGAUUCAGUGAUUAAUGUCAGUCAAUCGCAGGAAUACCGGAUCAGUUCUGUUAGCGAAUCUCACACAGGUAAUUACAGCUGUACUGGAAGAGAAACAGGAGGAUCACGAUACUCACACACCAGUGAUAAAGUUACACUGACCGUAUCAGUAAACUUCAGUUUAUUUUGCACAGAGAGACCCAAGCCUGUAGUGCGUGUCCAGCCUGAUGGACGUGUGUUCAGAGGACAGACGGUCACUCUCACAUGUGACAUACAGGAGACAGACGUCACCAGCUGGAGCUACAGCUGGAAUAAAGAUGAUUCAGUGAUUAAUGUCAGUCAAUCGCAGGAAUACCGGAUCAGUUCUGUUAGCGAAUCUCACACAGGUAAUUACAGCUGUACUGGAAGAGAAACAGGAGGAUCACGAUACUCACACACCAGUGAUAAUGUUACACUGACCGUAUCAGUGUCUUUUAACCCCCAGCUAAGCAAGCCAGAGGUGACAGUGGAACCCAAACUCCAGCAGGUGACUGAAACGAAGGAAAAACAGCUUGGGAGAAACCAGGAGCAGUCGGCUCAGCUCUCCUCUGGAUAA
Sinocyclocheilus grahami is the source of this 1284-nucleotide messenger RNA. Its product is annotated as sialoadhesin-like. The record is from RefSeq and is a predicted model, not a curated record. Lineage: Eukaryota; Metazoa; Chordata; Actinopteri; Cypriniformes; Cyprinidae. The transcript is spliced from 8 exons. Gene Ontology annotation, cellular component: external side of plasma membrane. Bases 1 to 1284 code for a protein of 427 amino acids. Gene Ontology annotation, biological process: immune response; cell surface receptor signaling pathway. Gene Ontology annotation, molecular function: transmembrane signaling receptor activity.